Messenger RNA from Leptidea sinapis, 5286 nucleotides. RefSeq names its product scavenger receptor class B member 1-like. Gene Ontology annotation, molecular function: scavenger receptor activity. The transcript is spliced from 12 exons. Bases 28 to 1716 code for a protein of 562 amino acids. The record is from RefSeq and is a predicted model, not a curated record. NCBI's taxonomy places the organism in Eukaryota, Metazoa, Arthropoda, Insecta, Lepidoptera, Pieridae. Gene Ontology annotation, cellular component: cytoplasm; membrane.
ACCGUCGCGAUCGGUCGUGUGUCCACGAUGGAUCACGGUAUCGUAGAUAGAACAACGUCGGAAACGCUGAUGUUGCCAAAAGACGAAAAAGUCGUCGUCAUCUCCCCGAAUAAUGGGAGGAUUUUGAUUCGCGAGGACACUGUCAUGACAAAUCUUCAGGGAUGCCAGUUUACGUGUUCUGGGAUCAAACACCAGUUUUCUGUGCUGUGCUGGGGGCAACAAACGGAUAAAAAAUAUUAUAUAUUGCUAGUGUUACUGUCAGCCACGUUUGUGUUAAGUCUCAUCGGAACAGUAUUCUUCUGUUUUACGAAUUCACUUAACGAUGCGAUACUAUCGAACAUGGUGAUCAGAAACAACUCUCUGGCAUUCUCUAUGUGGCGUCGUCCAACCGUGAAACCCCUGAUGAAGGUUCACCUCUUCAACUAUACCAACUGGGACAGAGUAAAACGUGGAUUGGACAAGAAACUUAAAGUUGAAGACGUUGGACCUUUUACGUAUUCGCAGCAGCUCGAACGAGUGAAUAUAAAGUUUGAGGAAGACCGACUGACUUAUCAAGAGAGGAACCACUUCCGCUUCCUGCCCGAACAGAGCUCUGGAGCACACUUCGACCAAGUCUUCGUUCCCAACCUGCCAUUAUUGGGUGUGGUCUCAAAGGCAAUCAAUAUGCCUUACUUCGCGCAAGUGACCUUGAUAACAACGCUGAACUCGUGGGCGAACCAUCACGAAGCCUUUCUGAAGCUGCCAGUUCAAAGAUUCCUAUGGGGCUAUGACGACGGAAUCAUCGACCUAGCAAAGCCAAUACUAAGUUUGAAAGGACAAUUAAACUUUGAUAAGUUUGGGUUGCUUGUUACUAAAAAUGGCACGGUAUCGGAUAGACUGACCAUAAACACGGGAGAACGCAAUAAGAAGAGAAUGAAUAUUCUGGAAAAGUUGAAUGGCGACAGUUUCUUGCCGUACUGGGGAACCCCCGAAUGUAACAGUAUAGAAGCAUCAGACGGCACUAUCUUCCCCCCUGCAAUGCUGGACAGAAACACCACACUUCACAUAUUCUACGCUAAUCUCUGCAGGCGACUUCCGUUCCAGUACAAAAAAGAUGUCGAGAUGGGAGACGGUGUACAGCUUCUCAGGUAUGGAAUGCCUGAAGAUGUGUUCGACGAUCCAGCACGGAACCCGGCGAACCAGUGCUACUGUGAAAUCGAUUCUGGGACUUGCCCACCACGAGGGAUCAUCAACGUAACAUCGUGUGCGAUGGGAGCACCAGCGUUGGCAUCGUUCCCGCACUUUCACAAUGGAGACCCAAAACUACGAGAACCCUUCAUUGGUUUGGACCCCAGGCCAGACCUUCACGAGUCCUACCUGGACAUCCAUCCAACUUUGGGAAUCUCCUUAAAUGGUAAAUCGAGCUUACAACUGAACAUUCAGGUACGAAAGAACAGUAUUUUCAACGCGCUCGAUUUCCUGGACAAUGGACUCAUCCUGCCCGUCGCUUGGAUUGAAAUGACCGUAGACGAGCUUCCAGAAAGUCUGAGGUCUCUCGUGUACCACGGCACUUUUUCAACGGCAGCAGCUCAACUAGGACUAACGGUUCUCUGUGUACUCUCUCUGUUUGUCUCUGGAAUUUGUCUAUUUAUUAUGCUUAUGACAAGGAGAAAGAAGCCGUGCGCAACUGUGAUCAUUCCUGUUGAUUUAGAAAUGAAAUCUAAAAAUUUAUCAUGAUAAAUUAAUAAAUGGAGGCGCAUUAAUGGUGUUACAAGCUAGGUAUUGUAGGAGUCCAUGGAGAAAAUUAUCUAUGAUCGCUUCGAUUAUCAUUUUUUCUCACACACGUCCUAUUAUAUUUAGCUAUACUCUUUUUAAAUGGAAGAGAAAGUAUACUCCAUUAUCUGCUGCAACAGCAGAGGAAUCUGGGGAGCAAUUUCAAGCUUCCAGUUAGGUUGCAACAAAAUCAGUACUAAAUAGUGACACCAAAGAGACUGUCGGUGGCAUAAAGCCUAGAAGCGUUUGCCUGUCAUCUGAGAGACGCCGCGUACCAGUAUGAUUUGAUUUUCGAAUUCUUGUUCGUUUUUUGUUUUGCGCUCUUACUGUAAAGGAAAACAUUGUAAGGAGGCCUUAUACACACACCUGGUUUUCCUUUUUUUUUUGCAUGCACAAGCAUGAAUUUUACCUAUAAAUGGCACUGGACUUAAGAUAGUUUGAACCCAACGCGUUUUCACGCAAAAUAGGCGUUAGUUUUUUUUAUUACAAUAAGGACGAGACGAGGAGGACGUUCAGCUGAUGGUCAUUCACGCCCUGUCCAUAGCAAUGCAGUGCCGCUCAUAAUUCUUGAAAAUCCCAAACAUUCUGAGCGGUACUACAAUUCCGCUCAUCACCUUGAGGCAUAAGUCAUGUUGUCUCAUUUGCCCAGUAAUUUCACUAGCUUCGGCGCCCUUCAUUAAAUGCGCUGUUGUAGCACCCAUAGGGCAAAGAAAGACACUUAGCUGCCUCUUAAGACACCCUGGGACCUGGAACUUCCCUAUUCUUUUUAUGCCCCGGGGAAGCACAGCACUCAUAAAAGUUGCAAAAAAUGCUCCCGUGACUACCUAAUCAAAUCAAAAAUCACUUUAUUCAUGCAGGUCACGGAAAUGACACUUAUAAAUGACAAAAAAAUAUUUUUCUUAUUGAAUCUACCGCUACUUCGUAAAAGGUUGUGCCAAUGAGAAGAAGUGGCAAGAAACUCAUUGCCACUCUUUUAUAUCAAGAUUUACAUUUCAUCGAUUUAUAAUUCAUUUCAAUUACAAUAUAAUAUGUAAAAUGAUGCAACAAACAUACUCAAACGUCAAAUAGUCAAUGUCUUACACGAGUAAGUCAAAAAAAUAAAUGUAAAUGAAUACAAAAGUUAUUGAGUACAGUAGCUGCAUCAUCCACAUACACCGUAAAUAAAUAAAGGUAUUCUGUGAGCAUUUUAUAAGCGAUUAUAAAUAAUAAAUUUAUGUAUAUAUAUAUAACUUUUAAGAAUCUGAAACCGAGUCUCCUUACUUACAAUUUGACAACUCUGCUUAAACUUGUAAUUAAUAUUAUAAAUUAAUAUUAUAUUUUUACUAACAGUAAUCAAAAGCUCAAUCCUUUAGUGUAAUCAAAUCAAAAUCACCUUAUUCGUGCAGGUCAAAGAAAUGACUUUUCUUUUUAUAUUCCCACAGCUUUAAUAAGAAGAAGUGGCAAGAAACUCAUUGUGACAAUCAAUAUAUGUAAAGUGAUGCAGCAAUAAUACUUAAACUACAAAUACUCAAAAAAAAAGUAAAUUAAUAGUACGUAAAAACAAGAGUUAUUGAGUACAGUCAUGGCGGACUACUACUGUAUCAACAAUAAUAGUAGGCCAUGGUACAGUAGAUGCAUCAAUCCACACACACCGUAAAUAAAUAAAGGUAUUUAGCGACAAUUUUAUUAGCAAUUAUAAAAUUUUUUUUUUUUUUUAUUUUAAACCAUGAAGCAAGAGUUUCCGGCUACAGGAUCACCCUGCCACCGCAAGUAGCGCCCGUUCACGAGCAUGACGCAUGGGCCAGCCAACGCCUCCCUCGACCAUAUUUUAGGGAAGGGAACGACCCGUCCCACGUCGCCGCCACAAGCAGUGACAUUUAAGCGAGCAUGAUGAAAACUGUCAGAAAAACUCCACUAAUGAUAACAAAUCUGUAGGUCAGUGGACUCACUUGCUUACUGUUGCUGCUUUAGUUACAAGUACAAGUCGCUAUCUUAAACUAUUUUCUCCAUUGACUAAUCUAAUAUCAGGGAUCAUCUACGGGUCCCAAAUGGCAACCAUUUCUAGCAUCAAACUUUAUAACCAUUACAUUUGAAAGGCUGAAAAAAUAUUUACUGUGUGUUUGUAAUGACCGCAAGUUGAUAGACAGGCUGCCUGUUUAUUUUUAUAAUAUGUAGUAAUAACUGUUGUUCCACGUUUUAAUUCCCAUAUCCUCCCGUACACUGUCUGCUGUCACCCAUAGCUGUCACGCAUCUAAAAAUUCGUUCCGUUUAUACUAAAUAAGUUUAACAUGUCUCCAUUUCUCAUAAACUAUUCAUCGAUUUCCACUUAUUUCAAAUUAGUUUUGGAUACUGUCAUAAUUUUGUAUACUUUCUAAUGUAAACGUUUGUUUAAAAAAAUCAGCAAAGUUCUGUGUAUAGUGAAACCCGCACUUGCCUUUUCUACUGGCCUGUCUCAGCAUAAUCGCAGCUGUCAAAUGAGUAUAAAUAAGACUGAAAGAUUGGGCUAAGCUUGAACACAGCUGAGUUUUACGUAAGUAAAGUCUGAGUAUGCUCUGUAGAUCUCAGCUUAGUGACAUUAGAUCGAGACAGAUUAAAGAUUAGCUUUUGCAAACUGCGCGAAGACUGCCUACCGACGCUAUGCAGACUAAAGCCGGGUUCACCUAUAACGAACUAAGGCGAUACGAAGUUGACGUGCGACAGAGAAAUAAUUUCUAUGGCUUCCUUUCUCUGCCGUCUUCGUCCCUGAUCCAACAUCCUUCAACAUCAUUAACAAGAAUGUUUAAGCAAUACCAGCCUCAGUUUGACUCAUUUCACCAAGACAAACUAAACCCAGAUAAAGCCUAAACGCGUUUAAAUGAUGACUGAAGAAUUUUGGUCGUUCAACAUAUUUGAUCGCGUUCAAAUGCUGCCUGUCACUGUCGUUAUCGUAAUGGAGACAUUGACAUUUUACAUUUUUUAUUUUGGUCAGAUUUGUCGAUGACAGACAUUUGAUACAUUCUAUUGUUUAUGACUUGUAAACUCAGAUUACGUCAACACGCACAUAAGUUAUUGGUAACAUCGCUUUGUGUUUAAUCGAGAUAAAUACUGGCAUUUGAACUCGUUUACGUAAAACUGGGUUUUGAAGUGUCAUUGGUGAAAACGGGGUUUAACUGUUUACGGGGCUUAAGUGAGUAGGCACAUAGUGUACAUACAUGGACAGAAGAAACCGUGCUUAAGAAAAGGUCUCGGCAAUGCCAUGAAGUGAAAAAAUUUUCAAUAUUAUUAUUCUAACUACUUUAUUGUAUGUAUAUUAUAUGUUAUAUCGAUAUAAGAGUCUCAGUUUGUACAUCCUAGACGUAUCACCUGAAUGGCUCUUAUCUAAAGUUAAAUUUGGCUGUCUUUUCCAUUUUUUUUAAAUUCGAUAAAGGGCGUGUGUGCAUAAUUCUUAACCAUGAAAGAUCAUUUUAUGUUACAAUUAAGUAGGUACUCAUAAGUUUAAAAGAUAUUUAGAUAUUAAUUUUGUUUUAUAUUAAUGAUAGGCUUGUAAAUAAUAAAAAGAAUUUGUUACUUUUCCAA